CCACUACCUGUUGCUUUCAGUCAUGCCUUCUGAUCUUCUCGAAUGCCUUGGGAAGCACAAUCGGUGAGUUCUUGGACUGCGGUAGAAUCGCUCGCAGGCGUGUGAUCCCAGUCGAUAACGUGGCUUUUGGCCCUGGACUUCGUCAGCGCCUGGGAAGCCUUGGUGGAAAGGCAACCCAACCAAACUCCAUCGAACACCAUAGGACAGGACACUCAACCACCUAUCCGGGCGCAUUGAGCAAGACCUGUUCGCAGAAACGGAACGAACACGCUGGCAUAACGAGCUCCUCGGACCAAAGUUCGUCCGGGUUCCCUUCGGAACGAUGCAAACAUCCGAGAUGAAGCUCUCGUCAAUUGAUUGUUGCCUUGGUUGACACGGCAGCUCGUUUCCUCUUAAGCACUUGACUCCAUCCAUCUUUGGAAGAGAAAGCUGAACACCGACGGAUUCGAUCGACUAUUUCUGGCCCAGUUUCGACGGCUACACGCAUUAAAGAAAGCGCGGAUCUCAACAAUGGCGUACACUCUCACGCUUCCCGACCGCUACGGGUGAGUUCCGCUCUAACCCAACUUCCCCGGAUUCGCACGAGCUGACAGAAAUGAAAAACUUGAAGCUAUGUCGUCCUCGUCGCUCUGGGGGCCAUUCCGUUCCUCUCCUGGAUGCAAGGCAACGUGGUGACCCGCCUGCGCAAGCCAGCCGGCGUGCCUUACCCGAACGCCUACGCGUCGCAGGAGAAGUGCAAGGAGAGCCAAGCCGCCUACAAGUUCAACUGCGCCCAGAGAGCGCACGGCAAUCUGCUCGAGAACAUGCCCCAGACGAUCGCCUACAUGUUGUUUGCGGGCUUGGAGCAUCCCACGGCCACGGCCGCGUUGGGGACGGCCUGGCUCGCCUUCCGAAUCGCCUUCGCUUUUGGCUAUAUCAGCAGCCAGAAGAAGAAUGGAGCCGGCAGGUUUUUCGGAAGCGCCUUUUGGUUGAUGCAAGGUGGACUCUGGGGCUUGUGCGUGUCUACGGCUCUGAAGAUGCUUUGAGGCAUGUUUCUCUUUCGCUUCGACGUUGAGAUUGGCAACUACGGGGAGAGGGCAGAGAUGAUGGACUAGAUGAUGAGAGAGGCGAUACAAGUAUCCUUGAAGUUCCAUAGUAACGGGCGACGUAUGCCUAUCGACAAUCUCGACUGUUCGCAGGUCAAAUGUUGAUGCGACGAGGCUUAAUAGACAGUCGCAAAAGAAUCGCAGAGAGGAUUCGCAUACAAGUAGUUAUCC
This is a messenger RNA of Cladophialophora immunda, 1256 nucleotides long. RefSeq lists its product as uncharacterized. The record is from RefSeq and is a predicted model, not a curated record. Lineage: Eukaryota; Fungi; Ascomycota; Eurotiomycetes; Chaetothyriales; Herpotrichiellaceae. The transcript has a single exon. The coding region runs from base 596 to 1054 and encodes 152 amino acids.